AUGAAGGAUAAGGAGAAAAAUAUCGAAAAAGGUGAGGAAGAACCACUCAAGGUCAAGGUGCCAAAAAGGAAAAAUUCGCUUGAAGAGCCUAUGCCCAUUCCAUUUUCAACUUUGGCUAAGAAGGCCAAGAAGCAAGAAGAACUUGACCCUAACAUGGUAGAAAUCUUUAAGAAUGUUGAAGCAACCAUUCCUCUCUUUCAAGCAAUUCAACAAGUUCCUAAAUAUGUCAAGUUCCUCAAAGAUGUUUGUACGCACAAAGACGAAAUUGUCAAGCUCAACAAAAGGCCGGUAUAUUAUUCUAUCUCUUCUCUAAUUCCUGAAAAAUGCAAUGAUCCCGGUCCGUAUUUAGUUACUUGCUUGAUUGGUGGGAUAAAGUUCAUGGAUUGUAUGUGCGAUUUGGGGGUGUGCAUAAGCAUUAUGCCACUCCCCAUUUAUGAGAGAUUGAACUUGUCACCCCUAAAGUGGUACGGGGCGAGAUUUGUGUUGGCUGAUAAGAGCAUUGUAUUAGUUGUGAGGAUUACAGAAAAUGUCCUAGUUGACAUCCAAGGAUUACUCUUCCUGGUGGAUUUUCACAUUUUGGAAACCCCUCCAAUUGACUCAAACAAGCCAUCAUCCAUACUCCUUGGAAGGCCAUAUUUGAAGACGGCCCGUUUUAAGCUAGAUGCACAUUCGGGAGUCUAUUCUUUUGAGUCCGAUGGCAAGUUAGUGAAGUUCACUUUAGACGAGUCCAAGAAGCCCGUUCUCGAAGCAUAG
This is a messenger RNA of Arachis stenosperma, 753 nucleotides long. RefSeq lists its product as uncharacterized. Bases 1 to 753 code for a protein of 250 amino acids. The record is from RefSeq and is a predicted model, not a curated record. The transcript has a single exon. NCBI's taxonomy places the organism in Eukaryota, Viridiplantae, Streptophyta, Magnoliopsida, Fabales, Fabaceae.